Bemisia tabaci is the source of this 461-nucleotide messenger RNA. NCBI's taxonomy places the organism in Eukaryota, Metazoa, Arthropoda, Insecta, Hemiptera, Aleyrodidae. The record is from RefSeq and is a predicted model, not a curated record.
CUAAAUACUUUUACGCGCGUUGGAUCCUCGACCGGAAGUCAGUUAUUGAACACCUGUCGCGAUGCACCUAUUUCAUCUCGUAAUCGGUACUGCCCUAUUACUUUGUAACAUCGCGAUUGUCGCAUCGGAGGGAGAAAGAGAUCUAAGGGCAAAACUGAAGCAACAUGCGGAGAAUGACGAGUGCAGACUGAAGCGCGACAACAAGCGAGACGAGCAUCCGAGCUUCAAUGCCAAGCUGGCGGAGCAGAACUGCGCGGAUGCGCUUAAAAUAUUCAACCGGUUGCACCAAAUCAACGACGAGUACCAGAAAGCGUGCAACGAGGCCAACGAGCCGGCCAAUUGCAACAAGUGCGGCUCGGAGGUGUACGGAUGUUCAUUUCAAUGCUUGGACCUGGAAACUGUGUCAUUCAAGGCGAAAAAACUCGAGUCUAUAGUCAGAGCUUUGAACUUGUGAAUCGGUU